UAUAAUAUAGCAGUAUAGCACUACGGAAUUCGGCCAGGAUUGGAAACAAAAAUUUUAAUUAUUGUCUGACUUUUUAACAUACGUACUCGUAUUUAUAUUUACAAAAUAAAGCUUUUACUAGUAAAUUAAACACAGGCUGAAUUGAAAUGAACAACAUUUCUCGAGCAUUUACUAAAAAUAUCAGUCAAGCAUUUCAGCUUGCAUCGGAGAAACUUGGAACUGCGGAAGAUAUAACUGAUCUACCCCAAGAGUACAAAGAACUUGAGUUGCGCGUUGAUGCUCUUCGAACAGUUCAUGAAAAUAUACUCAAAAUUACUCGAAUUCACACGAAUUCAUCGUAUGACUAUCCUGGACAAAUUCAAGAAACUGUAAAAGUGCUUUCACGUAGCGUUGGUGAUCAAAUUAAAAAUUUAACUCAAAGUCCUGUAGAAUCACGGGAUACAGAAACUUCGGCACCGCCACAGCCAAAAACUUAUCAUCACGCUUUAGCGCGCUCUUGUACACAAGGUGCCGAGUUAUUAGGUACAGAAGAUCCUUUCGGGGCUGCAUUGAAUAAAUACGCGACUGUACAAGAACGUAUUGGAGACCAUAGAAUCAAGAUGGAUUCCGAGAUUACUCAGAAAUUUGUUCAACCAUUCAAUAUAACACUUAAUACUAGUAUUCAAUUUGCUAUGAGGGCAAGAAGAAAUGUUAAUUCAACGCGGUUGGCGCUAGAUAGUGCUAAGAGAAGAUAUAAGUCAAUUCGUGGGGAAAGAUCGGAAGCUGCAAGAUUAGAAGUUGAACAAGCAGAAGAUCAGUUUGUAGCGGCUGUUGAGGAAGCGACCACAUUAAUGAAAUCUGUACUUGAAACGCCAGAACCUCUUCGAAACCUUGCAGAAUUGGUGAACGCUCAAUUGGCGUUUUAUAAAGAAGCACAUGAAAUACUUGCUGAACUUGCGCCAGAGAUUGAUGAAAUGCAAGUGCAACAGGAAGCUUUAUAUAGAAACAGUCGUAAUGAUUAAAAAAGGUAUCUAUUCACUUAGGUAUCUUACUAACUUAAACUAUUAUUGCAACUUUGUAUAAUCGUAUGGUUAUGAAAAUUUUUCUAAUCAUUCAUAUUGGCAAAUUGUAAUUAGCUAUGAAUCUAAUAAUAAAUUUAAUUACUUAUUUAACAUAUGAUAUUACUGCGCCGAUAAAUUAUUUGAAACAAU
Molecule: messenger RNA, 1190 nt
Organism: Rhizophagus irregularis DAOM 181602=DAOM 197198
Lineage: Eukaryota; Fungi; Glomeromycota; Glomeromycetes; Glomerales; Glomeraceae
Cellular component (GO): cytoplasm
Molecular function (GO): protein binding
Source: RefSeq, a predicted model, not a curated record